Molecule: messenger RNA, 1536 nt
Organism: Morchella sextelata
Lineage: Eukaryota; Fungi; Ascomycota; Pezizomycetes; Pezizales; Morchellaceae
Exons: 6
Coding region: 1-1536 (511 amino acids)
Molecular function (GO): oxidoreductase activity, acting on paired donors, with incorporation or reduction of molecular oxygen; iron ion binding; monooxygenase activity
Source: RefSeq, a predicted model, not a curated record
AUGGGGGUACUUUCUGAACUCCUCGAGGCGUACCCGAUUUCAGUCCCGGUUUUACUCGGAUUAUCUGUUUUCUUCUUUGUCGAGCAGGCGACGAGAUCCAAGGCAAAGCUUCCAUUCGCAGGGACUUGGUCAUCGGAUUUUUUGAGCCUAUGUUAUGGAUGUUUGAAGUUCGUGAAAUAUGCUAGAAGUAUGUUGGAUGAAGGAUACUGCAAAUUCCCAAAUACACCGUUCCAGGUACCGACCCCCGCAGGAACUAGGGUUAUAGUUCCGCCAAAGUUUGUGAAGGAGCUGAGGAACUAUCCAAAUUCCAAACUGAGUUUUAAUGCUGCUAUUUAUGAUGUUAUGAAUCUAAAGAAAGUUGGGCUAUAUUCCCUAGAGGAAGAUAAUACUCCUCAUCAGAUGUUGACUAGAGCACACCUUACAUCUAAUCUUGCAAAACUUAUUCCCCCAAUACUUGAUGAAUCCAAAUACGCAUUUCAAGUUGAGAUUGGGUCAGCCGAAGAAUGGAAAGCCGUACCCCUUCAUUCGACUAUGACUCGUAUUGUCGCCCGCAUUUCAUCUCGCCUUUUCGUUGGUGAGGAAAUCUGCCGCAACGAGGACUGGCUCCGCAUCUCUAUUGGAUUUUCGACAGACGUCUUCAGCAACGCAUUCUCCAUGUUUCUCUUCCCCAGCUUUAUCCGACCCCUCGCAGCCUACCUGUUACCAUUCCAGCGUAGGGUCCGCCGCCAAAGAAUGGAGUCGCGAAAGAUUCUGGGCCCAACUUACAAGCAGCGACUAGCAGAUAGAGAGGCAGGUAAGCCGAAGGUUGAGGAUGGGUUUGAUUGGAUGAUAUCCAGUGCGGAUCCCAAGUGGCAGAACGUAGAUGAUCUGGUCGAUUUCCACCUGGCCCUGCAGUUGUCGGUGAUCUACAUACCGACGAAUACACUGGUUGGCAUGAUAUAUGAUUUGGCCGCACGACCGGAGUAUAUUGAACCACUACGGGAGGAGAUUAUACAGGCCGUUACGGAGGAUGGCGGGCAGCUGAAGAAAUCAACGCUGGCGAAGAUGAUGAAGGUGGAUAGCUUCAUGAAGGAAUCUCACCGGUUCAACGCCGUUUUGACCUCCUUCACCCGAAAAGCCAUGCAGUCUUUUGACCUCUCAGAUGGGACCCACAUCCCCGCAGGCUCCAUGCUCGCAACAUCCGCGGUUUCUGCCCAUUUCGACUCGACAUACCAUCAGAACCCGGAGGAGUUUGACGGAUUCCGCUUCUACAAGAUGCGACAGCAGACGGGUGAAGUCAACAAGCACUUAUUCGUGUCCACCUCCCCUACGGAGAUCAAUUUUGGAUACGGGGCCCACGCUUGCCCCGGGAGGUUCUUUGUGGCUAACAAGAUGCAGCUGCUGCUGAUCAGGGUAUUGAUGAAGUAUGACUUCAAGUAUCCUGAGGGUAAGGGUAGGCCAGAGGAUAUGGUGUUGGGGGACGCAAGGAUGAUGAAUACAGCGGGAACCUUGAUGAUGAAGGAGAGGGUAGAUGUGCCCAAUUGGGACUUUUUGUGA